This is a messenger RNA of Histoplasma mississippiense, 1500 nucleotides long. RefSeq lists its product with no specific name. Lineage: Eukaryota; Fungi; Ascomycota; Eurotiomycetes; Onygenales; Ajellomycetaceae. The coding region runs from base 1 to 1500 and encodes 499 amino acids. Gene Ontology annotation, cellular component: membrane. The record is from RefSeq and is a predicted model, not a curated record. The transcript has 5 exons.
AUGCCUCCUGAACUGUUCCUAUUGCGUAUCCACGCCCUGGCGUGGCUUGAGAAUGUUUUCUCGAGUCGGGCGAGUUAUCCCGUAAAAGCACUUGGGCGGGCGGGAAUAUUUGGAAACCUCAGAGAUAGGUUUGAUGUGGAUACAGAAACGAUUGAUAGCCAAUGGACCUCCAAAGCACAUAAACUCGAGCGUAGCUGGCUGAUCGAGGACCUCCAAAAACUCGCUGCAGAUAAAUCUGUGCGAAUAACUAUCCUAGGUCACAGAGGUGACGCUCAAGUCGCAGCGAUUGGACAGUUCUACUCCAACCCCAAGCUACAAAUCCCCAAAGAUCAGGACUACAGAUAUAUACCUAAUGUGAUAUCUUCGUCGAUUGUUAAUGCACCCGCAUCGGAAAUGGUGGUGGAUGCUCUCAAUAAACGAAACAAGGUUCACUUUCUGGAUACGAAAACGAUGGAGGACAUGCGAGAAAUAUUUGCGUUUGAUGUUGAUGGAAAGUCGCGAAGCAACAAACGCCUCCUUCCCAGAAGGAACUGGUGUUCUAUUCGAGAAUAUACUCCUGGGUCUACUCCACCACAGACACCUACGGAAUCGGAACCUCCCAGUCUACUGGAGAACCGCCCUGGAAAGUUGAUGAGAUCCCUAUCCCUGUCUAGGGGCGAUGGAAAACCUUCAUCUCUGCUUCGGAAACUAUCUCAGCGAGGCGGACCGCCACCAUCUCGCAAACUCUCGUUACGCGGAUUCGAGAAACGCCGUAUGAGCUAUGACGGCUCCCCUUCUACCGCUACACACGCAAGAGAUAGUUACUUCCCACCGCAACCCCAAAGACUCAUGACGGCCGGAAACCAACAGACCGACGACACAACACAACCACCGCGACACCCAAAUAAGUUUCUCCGUCGUCGUACGGACCUAUCGGCCAAGGAAAUAAAAGAAGAAGCAAAGGGCGGAGCCUUCCGUUUGAAAAACUUCAUAAAUGUGGAAGGGGGCCUUGAUAUCACGUUGAACUGUGAGACGAACCCACGAGACCCGGCGGGAAUCACGCAUCCGUAUCGAGUGCUGGUACCUGCGCUGCGGUUCGAGGGCGAUUUCGAACCGAGUGAGCCGCGGGUGAAGAAGCAUUGGUGGAAGAUUAGUCGGGGGAGGAAGAAGGCUGAGCAGCAUAGUAAUGAGGAACAAGUUGGGAGUGAAGCCCUCAUCCAGCCAGUUGAAGAUAUGGGCCAAGGACAAAGCCAUGGGCAUGGUCAGAGCCUUUCUGGCCAGAAAUACGAACAGGAGGGCCCCAACCACAUGGCACGGCAUCCUCUAAAGAAUCACGAUAAUGAUUAUGAUGAUGGUUACGAUGAUAAUGAUGAUGAUGAUGAUGAUGAUGAUGAAUACGAUGAUGAGGUCGGAUUACCACCAUUACCGCAGCCGCCACCAGCGGGUGUCCAGUCAGUUUCUGCGCCAUCUGGUGGCCUGGCUACGCCUCAACCCAGAAAGAAAUGGCUUGGAAUCAUUUAG